This is a messenger RNA of Capronia coronata CBS 617.96, 1773 nucleotides long. RefSeq lists its product as uncharacterized. The coding region runs from base 1 to 1773 and encodes 590 amino acids. Gene Ontology annotation, biological process: N-glycan processing. NCBI's taxonomy places the organism in Eukaryota, Fungi, Ascomycota, Eurotiomycetes, Chaetothyriales, Herpotrichiellaceae. Gene Ontology annotation, molecular function: protein binding. The transcript has 2 exons. The record is from RefSeq and is a predicted model, not a curated record. Gene Ontology annotation, cellular component: glucosidase II complex.
AUGAUCCUCAGAGCAGAACUGCUCUUGCUGUGGCACGCUGUUGUGUUUCCUGCUUGGGCAGUAGAGACAAGAUCCGGCGAGUCGUCACGGCCCCGAGGCGUUGCGCCUGAAUUUGCGAAAUUCUACAAAAAGACACCUUCAGACACCUUCACAUGCAUCUCGAACCCCUCCAUAAUCAUACCCUUCUCACGGGUCAACGACGACUUCUGCGAUUGUCCCGACGGCUCAGAUGAGCCUGGUACCGCCGCAUGUUCCUAUCUCUCCCUGCUCUCUCCCCCUCAGUACCAUCCCGGACCAGAUACUGUGGCAGCGGCCAUCAACACCACUCUAGCACUGCCGGGCUUCUACUGCAAGAACAAAGGCCAUAUCCCCGCGUACCUGCGUUUUGAGAGUGUCAACGAUGGGAAGUGUGACUACGAUGUAUGUUGCGACGGCUCGGACGAGUGGGAGCAUGUCGGAGGGACAAAAUGCGAGGACAGAUGCAAGGAGAUCGGAAAAGAAUACCGAAAGCAUGAGGAGGUCCGGCAGAAGGCUUAUCAGGCAGCAUUGAAGCGGAAGAAGUCGUUGGCAACAGAAGCUGCAAGACUACGGCGCGAAGUGGAGCUACAAGUGCACGAUUUGGAGACGAACCUGAAAGCAUACCAAGUCAAGGUCGAAGCCGCCGCGGAGAACCUGAAAGAUGUCGAGCGGAGAGAAAAGCUGAAAGUGGUCCGAGGAGAAGCAGCAGGCAAAGGUGCUGGGAAGCUCGGUGUAUUGGUCGGCUUGGCCAAAUCUCGGGUCAACGAGCUGCGUGCACAGCUGGAGAAAACGAAGAAGCAGAGAGAUGCCAUGCUGCAGAGAGUGACGGAACUGGAAGGCCUGCUUGCCGCAUUGAAGGAAGAACGCAACCCCAACUUCAAUGACGAAGGCGUCAAACGAGCUGUGCGUGGGUGGGAGGACUAUGCCUCCCGCGAGACUGACGACCAAUGGUCCGAUGCGGAGGAUCGGGACCUCGCGGCCGUCCUGCAGGAGGAUACUGAAAGCAGCGGCAUCAACUGGGCAGAAUUCGAGAAUGUCCCCGAGGAGCCCGAGUCAGACGUCGCGGCGCUGUACCAGUUCAGUGCGUACCUCCCAGACGGGGUCAAGCUGUGGCUGGACGAGAAAGUCGCGGCGCUGCGUCAGUUCCUCGUCGAGAGCGGCGUGCUAGCCGGCCCUUCAGAUCCCACGGCCACAGCUACAGAGAGCAAAGCCGUCCAGGACGCCAAGAAAGUCCUUGCCGAUGCGGAACGCGAUCUCCGCAACACCGAGAACGACCUUAAACGCCAUCGCGAAGACCUCGACAAGGACUAUGGUCCGGACGGCAUCUUCCGCGCAUUCAGAGAUACCUGCAUAUCCCGCGACAGCGGCGAAUAUGAGUACGAGCUGUGCUUCAUGGGUCAGACGAAACAGAAGCCCAAGAAGGGCGGGGCCAACACGAACAUGGGCAAUUUCGUCGGCUUUGACACCGAGUAUGUCGACGAAGGGGUUGGCUUGGAUGGCAAGGGCCUCGGCACGGGCGAUCGGCUGAUCAUGAAGUAUGAGAACGGCCAGGGGUGCUGGAAUGGCCCGGCUCGCUCGACGAAGGUCUACCUCGCGUGUGCGGAGAAGGAGGAGAUCUGGAAAGUCAGCGAGAGUGAGAAGUGUGUGUAUCGAAUGGAAGUGGGAAGCGCGGCCGUUUGCGAGCAGCAACAGCCAAAUGGGAGCGCGAGUGGGAGUUCGUCCAAGGCCCAAGCAGAGCAUAAGGACGAACUGUAG